UAUUUUUUCCUUUUCCUUCCGUUGAAUAAAAGUUGCGCCUUGGGGUUUGGGGAUUUCAAUUCAUUUGAAACGUAAGUGAGAAAGAAAGAAUGAUACUCCGUACUCCUCCGCCACCGAAGAGGCCACGUUCCGAUGACGGCGAUGGCGACGCACAGCUUGUUAUCUAUGAGGAUCCGGCGCCAGCGGUGGAGGAACCCUCCGAGCACAUGCUAUGCACAUAUCAGUGUCGCCAAAUGGUUAAAUCUGAUUUUCUAGAUGCCUUAAGUAAAGCAGAAAAUCAAGUUCGUGAUUAUCAAUCUCAAUUCCAAACACUCAAUCAUAAUUUCCAAAAACUCGACACUGAGAGGAAGAAAUCUGUGGAGCAAUUGUUAUACACUGAACAAGAACUUGCUGCUUCUAAAGGCCGUGAAAAGGCCCUCCAGGAUCAACUCUUGAAGGAGGUUACUGAUUCUCAAGAUAGACUUAGAAAAUAUAUUCAAUUAAACACUGAACUUCAGGCUAAGCUCCAAAAUGAGACAAACCUUCGCAUACAAGCCGAGUCUCAUGCCACUUCCACCCAAGAGAAAGCAACAUCUUUAGAAGGGAAGCUAGGCAAUCUUUCAGAUACCAUACAGAGGGAAAAAAAGAGACUUCACGAUGAUCAUUCACAACUCAAAAAGGACUCCAACUUUUCUAUUUCUAGAAUCACCGCUAAUCUUGAACAAAUGGAAUGUAGAGCUAAUAAUGCCGAGAGAGAAGCAGAGAUGCUUAAAGAGCAAUUGGACCGUCUCAAGGACCAAUUCAAUGAGUGUUUGCACCAGAAGACUGAAGCUGAAAAGAAGCUAGCAACUUUUUCAUCCCAGGAAGUUUCUUCUACAUGGAGUGAUGUUUUGGUUAAACAAUUGCAACAGGAACUUCAACAUUAUGAAUCUGAAGUAAGGGAAGCACGAAAACUAAGAUCAAAUCACGAGAACAUUGAGCUUUUGAAGGAAAAACUGCUGGAGGAAAAGAGCCGUCGGGAAAGGGCACAAUCUGAGCUAUCUAAACUACAGGAUGUCCAGUCAAAUAUGAAAAAGUUAGAGGAUCAAAUAUCAUCAUGGAGAUUGAUGAUUAAAGACAUACCUGGCAUCUCAUGUUUUGAGGACAUGCCUUCUAAAUUUGCAGCUUUACAGAAAGAGGUAAUUUACUGUACACAGAAGGAGGGUGAAGGAACUGCUCGCUUGAAACAACUGGAGGUGGCUUUGGAUGCUGCUGAGAUUGGUAAACAAAAUGCUGAAACUGAAGCUGUGUUGGCUAAAGAGAAAGCAGAAGUAUUAAAAUCAGAGAUUAAACGGAUUGAAUUAACGCUAGCAGUUGUCACAGAGGAAAGAAACAAAUUAAGAAUUCUUGCCAAUUUGAAGAAUGGUGAAGCUGGAGAUGAAUCAAGUAGUGCUAAUCCCAUUCAGGAACUUGAAUCAUCUCUUAUGAAGAAAGAUGAAUAUAUUAAAGAACUAGAAAGCACCUUAAAUGAGCUGAGAGUGGUUAAUAAUCGCCAACAUGAGGAAAUUAAGAUACUCAACGAAAAAUUGCACAAUGAAGCAAGAAGAAUAAAGUCACUGGAGAGGGAGAGUGACCGGCUCCGUUCAGAGAUAUCAUUAUUAGAGGCAAAGCUGGGUCAUGGCGAUUUUUCUUCUGCUAAUACAAAAGUUCUGCGGAUGGUGAAUACACUUUCCGUAGAUAAUGAAGCCAAACAAACCAUAGAAGUGCUGCAAAAUGAACUGCAGAAAACAAAAGAGAAAUUAAAAGCUGUUGAAGAAUUGAAGAGUCAAUCAGGAGAAACUGGAAAGCUGGUAGAGAACUACAUAUCGGAUAAGAUAUUGCAACUGAAAGAACAAAUUGCAACACUAGAGAAGCGAGAAGAGAGAUACAAGACCGUGUUUGCAGACAGAAUUUCAGUUUUCCGGAGGGCAUGCUGUGAGAUUUUUGGUUACAAGAUUGUGAUGGAUGAACACCAGCGAUCAAAUGGAAUCCCAGUGACACGAUUUACGCUGCAAUCAAUUUAUGCACAAAGUGAUGAUGAAAAACUUGAAUUUGAAUAUGAAUCAGGGAAUACCAACAUUUUGGUAAAUCGUUACACAUCUCAGCCUGAGGUAUCUCAUCAGGUUGAGAUAUUCGUUCGGAAAAUGAAUUCAAUUCCUGCUUUUACUGCCAACAUAACAGUGGAGUCUUUCAAUCGAAGAACCUUAUCUUAAAUUUGACUGACUUGUCUUAGACUAUAGAGUUUAAGGAAUGAUGUUUCUUGAGGUAACUAUCAGUUAUGCUGCAUAGAUAUCUUCCGGGCAACUAGUUAGUCAGCUACGACUGGUUACACUUUUGCAGCAUUCUCACAUCGGUGCCUGAUAGAUGGUGUGGGCUUGAAAACCAUCACAUUUUUACUUUUAACGUAGUGUUCCAGAGGGUGGAGUUUUGAACUUACAAAAUUAUGUGUAAAUCGCUGUCAAACCUAUAACAUCUUGAGUAAAGAAAACCUGUAGCAUGUUUCAUCCUUUCAAAAGAAAGAAAAAACAUCUAGCUUCAUCUUUUGGUUGCUGACAACACGUGGCUUUUCUGUUUAGGUGUUUGUUAUUGUUAUUGUUAUGCUUUUUGUGCUCAAGAUUACACUAAAUGUCUAAAUAAAUUUUACACUGAUAUUCA
Molecule: messenger RNA, 2652 nt
Organism: Medicago truncatula (barrel medic)
Lineage: Eukaryota; Viridiplantae; Streptophyta; Magnoliopsida; Fabales; Fabaceae
Product: mitotic spindle checkpoint protein MAD1
Exons: 15
Coding region: 90-2210 (706 amino acids)
Biological process (GO): mitotic spindle assembly checkpoint signaling; attachment of mitotic spindle microtubules to kinetochore
Cellular component (GO): mitotic spindle; kinetochore; nuclear envelope
Source: RefSeq, a predicted model, not a curated record